Molecule: messenger RNA, 1796 nt
Organism: Austrofundulus limnaeus
Lineage: Eukaryota; Metazoa; Chordata; Actinopteri; Cyprinodontiformes; Rivulidae
Gene: chic1
Product: cysteine-rich hydrophobic domain 1
Exons: 6
Coding region: 8-532 (174 amino acids)
Source: RefSeq, a predicted model, not a curated record
AUACGUCAUGAGCGUCUUACUCCCCAACAUGUCGGACUUUGAUACCAUUUUUGAGUUAGAAGACGAAGAGGAUGAGCACGUAGUGAGCGAGGAGAACUUACCCAGAUACUACCCGGAGCCCGUGGUUAUGCGAGGGGCCGGGCACAUCACCGUGUUUGGACUGAGCAACAGAUUUGACACAGAAUUUCCCUCCGUUCUCACAGGCAAGGUAGCUCCGGAGGAAUUCAAAACCAGCAUCGGCCGGGUGAACGCUUGUCUGAAGAAGAACCUGCCCGUGAACGUGAAGUGGCUUCUCUGCGGCUGCCUGUGUUGCUGCUGCACAGUCGGCUGCAGUCUAUGGCCUGUGAUCUGCCUAAACAAGAGAACAAGACGGUCGAUUCAGAAGUUGUUAGAGUGGGAGAAUAACAGAUUAUACCACAAGCUUGGGCUGCACUGGAAGCUCAGCAAAAGAAAAUGCGAAAGCAGCAACAUGAUGGAAUAUGUGAUUCUUAUAGAAUUCUUACCUAAAUAUCCUAUAUUCAGACCGGACUGAGGGCUGUUACCAGACAGGAUGUGUGGCCCUUAAAUCCUCUCCUUAGUGCCUUGUACAUACAGUAUGUUGGAAUAAGGGUCCGCACUGACUCGUCUCUCAUAACCCCCCCCCCCGUUAAAGUUUGCAACACUGUCACUUUGCUUUAUAGCAGAUUUUGCACAUUUGUCCCAGACAUGCCCCCUUUUCUUCCGCUGUCUUUGUUGCACUCUAAUGUGUUUUUUGUUAAACAUGUUAAAACAAACGAAACUCUAAAGAAAAAAAGAAAAAGUGCAUUUAACCCCAAAGAACCUUCAACCUGAAUCCUGUCUGUUACAAUCCCUUGCAAAGAAUGUGAUGCCUCCACCCUCUGUAACCCCCCCUCCAGCCCCCUUUGCCUUAUGUAUCAUUUAAAACAUAUUUAUCCACAAACAUUUCUAAGUGUAACUGGAGAUCUAACGAGUGAUCUAACAGGUGUGUAGAUUUAAAUCUUUGAAUCCAGUUCUUUGCAGGUUUAUGGGAUGGUUGAAGUUGCCUAAUGCACAGCAUACGUCACCGCCCUAUGUUUAACCCUUUGUACAACUAGCUAAUACAAGAACUUGACCUGUAACUAUGUUAGAAUAAGCUGUACAAUGGUGUAUUUUUGUUUACAUAAACUAGUUAUUUAGUUUUUUUGCCAAUAUAUUGCUGUACCAUAGUUUUGAUUAAUGAAAGAUGUCUAUAUGUACCUUCCUAGUUUAUAUAAACCUGUUUACCUUGUAAGCCAUAUAGUGACAGUGUAUCUGAUGCCAGAUUUACGACUGAGUUUUGCACUUGAGCCUGAAGGAGAGUCCAGAUUUCAGAUGGCAGUGCAUCUUGAAUAUUCAAACAGUGACAAAAGAAUUUUUUUUGCCAUUUGAGGUGACAAUAAGUCAUCAUUUGUUAAACAUAAAUGUUUGUAAAUCUUCUCUUUUAAUAUCCCAGGUUUUAUUAGUUUUGUAGUUUUAUACUCCUCCCCUCUUCUUAUGAAGCACUUCCUUUUACAUUACAGUUAAAGAGAUGACUCCCUCAUUCCACUCAUCAUCUCAAGUGAUGAGUAUUAUUCAAGUAUUAUUUUCCUGCUGUCUAGACAUUAGACAUUUCAUUGUAAUAGAGUGCCUCUGGAUAGUACAGAACCUCAGAGAAAAACAGGUUGAAAUCCAUCGUUCUCCGCGACGACGACUGUAAAUCCUCCCAUUAUUGUUGCAGUUCAUGUAAAUAUUUGACAAUUCCUUCGAAGAGCAGAAAUAAAGGGUUGAUUUCCAUUUUU